This is a messenger RNA of Amaranthus tricolor (Joseph's coat), 1302 nucleotides long. RefSeq names its product probable galacturan 1,4-alpha-galacturonidase SALK6. The coding region runs from base 36 to 1250 and encodes 404 amino acids. Gene Ontology annotation, biological process: carbohydrate metabolic process. The transcript has 4 exons. NCBI's taxonomy places the organism in Eukaryota, Viridiplantae, Streptophyta, Magnoliopsida, Caryophyllales, Amaranthaceae. Gene Ontology annotation, molecular function: polygalacturonase activity. The record is from RefSeq and is a predicted model, not a curated record.
UUUAAUAACCCCUUUUUUUAAAAAAACAAAAAAAAAUGAAAACAUUUAACCCUAUAUUCAUUUCAUUUUUCUAUUUGUUUGUAUCUAUAGUAAGAUCACAAACUCCUGUUCCCGCAUCUGUUCCCAUUGACAUAUCAAAUCUUGGUGCGAAGCCCGAUGGAGAUGCAACACAGGCUAUGAUGGCUGCAUGGAAGGAAGCAUGCGCAGCAAUAGCACCAGCAAAAAUUAUAGUCCCAGUAGGAACAUAUACACUAACUGCGUUGAAGCUUCUUGGUCCAUGCAAAGCCCCAAUUACUAUUGAAAUUGCCGGAAACUUCAAAGCCCCACCAGAAGUAGCUGUAUUCAAAGGCGAAGAUAGUUGGGUUAAAUUCGAACAUGUGGAAGGCCUUACCGUCACCACUCUCCCCGGUGGAGGAACUUUUGACGGUCAAGGACAAGUAGCAUGGAAGCAAAACAAUUGUGCAGCAACUGGCACUUGCGACAAUCUUCGCUAUAAUUUUAGGUUCAACUUCCUUACAAACACUAAGAUAGAUGGGAUUAGCUCGUUGAACAGUAAGUUGUAUCAUAUGGCAGUUUUGGAGUGCAAAAACUUAACACUAUCUGGGAUUAAAAUUGACGCACCAGCCGAUAGUCUUAACACGGAUGGCAUUCACAUUGGACGCUCAAAAGAGAUUACAGUGAGCAAUGCAAAGAUCGGUACAGGGGACGAUUGUAUUUCCAUGGGUGAUGGGGCUGUUAACGUUAACCUUGAAGGAAUCGUUUGUGGGCCUGGCCACGGUAUUAGCAUUGGAAGUCUUGGUAGGUACGCUAAUGAAGCUCCCGUCACAGGCGUCCAUGUUAAGAAUUGUACCAUCAGCAACACUGAUAAUGGUAUUAGAAUUAAGUCUUGGCUCAACUCAUUUGAAACUAGUGCUUCCGAUCUCCACUUUGAAGACAUUACUGUUGACAAUGUCCUUACUCCUGUGUUGAUCGAUCAAGAAUAUUGCCCUUACAAUCACUGCAAGGAAAAGACACCAUCUAAAGUUAAGCUUAGUAACAUCAGUUUCAAGAAUAUCAAGGGGACAGCAGGAGCAAAGGAGGCGGUGAAGCUAUUGUGCAGUAGUGGAGUUCCUUGUGACAAGGUGGAGCUAGCUGACAUCGACUUGACAUUUGCUGGUGGUGCUGUUUCAAUGUGUAAAAAUGUUAAGCCUAUCACAACUGGCACACAAAACCCAAUUGCUUGUGGUGCACCUGCCCCUGCUAGCCUGUAAUUAGUUUUCUAAUUCGCUUUCUGAAAUUUUGUAAUAACUUUACUUAAAUUUU